AUGAGAAUCGUUUAGAUAAGCGUGAUAUCGCUGCUGUGUUUCUCAAACUUAGUAAUCUUGAGAGAGGAUGAUGUUGAGUUCACAAUACAUUUAGAACCAAAGAAUCGCAGAUAACCAGUAUCUAAAUUCGGUAAUACAUUCAACGAUGAUGUCUUCAAGAAUAUUAAUGGACAGCUUCAUACUUAUCCUGCAAUAAACGUUAACUUGAAUAAUAUCCAAGAGAUUGAUUAUACUGGCCUGAUGUAUUUUGGAAGCCAAUAAUCAAGAAAUGAGAUUAUCUUUGAUACAGGGUCAGGGUGGCUAACAGUAACUUAGAAGUCAUGUUCAAAUUGUAAUGAUACCAAAUAUGAUCCUAGCGAGUCUUCUACUUCAGUGAUGGUCUAUAGCGAUACCAAAACCUUAAAUUAUGGCUCAGCUUCACUUGAUGGGCAAAUACUCGCAGAUGAUGUUUGCAUUGAUCCUCUAAAUCAGUUCUGUGCAAAGAACUUUACAUUUUUAGGAAUAACAAAGUAGGAGGGCUUUGAUGAUGCUGAUGGAAUUUUAGGGCUUUCUCCAGAUAUCCCCUAAAAUGGUCCAUCUUUUAUUUAAAAGCUGAGAGAAGCGAACUUUAUAGAUUUCAAGAUCGUGUCAUUCUUUAUUGGCUACAGCACUCAUCAAUCUAAGGUCUAGUUCGGUGGUUAUGAAAAUGCUUACAUCAAAGCAGGAGAUCAAAGUAAAGGCUAUGGCUUACAUUGGUAUAAGCUUAAAAGUCAAACAUGGUGGUAGAUUGAGAUUGAAGAUGCUACCUAUGGGACAUAGACUUAUUAUCAAAAGGAUACUGAUAUGGCAAUCAUUGAUACUGGUACUACUCUUAUAGUAGUUCCAUUUGAUGAAUUCCGUGAAUUAAGCAAACUUUGGAUGAAAAGUGAACCAGAAAUUCAUUGCAAUUCCCAAAUUUGCUAUAGCGUAGGGUCAUGCUCACAUAUUUCUAAGAAGCUUAAAGUUUUAAAAUUCAAAUUCGACGAUAAGUACUACUACAACAUUCAGCCCUCAGACUAUCUUAUCAAUGGUAUUGAGUUUGGAGUGCCAGGUCUUUGUGUUAUUGGAAUCUAAGGAGGUAUCGCAGCUUCAUACUUUAACUUUUAUAUAAUGGGAAACGUUUUCUUAAAGCAGUAUUACUCUGUUUACGACUUUGAAAAUAAAAGAGUUGGACUGGCUAUUCAUCCUUAUUCUAAUGGAGUAAUUGAUGUUCAAAAGAACAUGUGGGUUUUACCCAUUAUAGUUAUAGCUAUAGUUGUUGUAGGUUUAGCUAUUGGAUUUUAUUUAUGGAGACGCAGGGUCAACCAAAGAAGAGAGGAAGAGAAAAGGCAUGAACAGUACUAUAGUUAGUUAGGAAAUAAUUUAGCGGAUGGAAUUUAUGAGAACCCGAAUCAACAGCUCAAUACAUAUUCAGGAAAUGAUAUAUACAACUGGCACAAUAUUUCAGAUAACCAAUUAAAUUCAGCUCAGCCCUAGCAAAAUCCAACAACCAAUGACAAAUAUCAAAAUAACAAUGCUUGA
Stylonychia lemnae is the source of this 1539-nucleotide messenger RNA. Lineage: Eukaryota; Ciliophora; Spirotrichea; Sporadotrichida; Oxytrichidae. The record is from the annotation of a GenBank genome assembly.